Molecule: messenger RNA, 2297 nt
Organism: Tupaia belangeri chinensis (Chinese tree shrew)
Lineage: Eukaryota; Metazoa; Chordata; Mammalia; Scandentia; Tupaiidae
Gene: STPG2
Product: sperm tail PG-rich repeat containing 2
Exons: 14
Coding region: 229-1953 (574 amino acids)
Source: RefSeq, a predicted model, not a curated record
CACUGGGUGGGCGGAGUCGUUUCCGGUCGCUCUCCAGUCAAGUCACCACGGGUCCAGAAAUCUGACGCCCAUGAGCAGGCGAGGCGCUAACUCAGAGCCUAACGCCUCUGCUUAUGGCAGUUCUGCCCGAACUUCCUCAGACUCGUCGGCUUCCUGGUGCUCCAGCCCCCUCUAGCCGCCUAGUUUUGUUCCCUUUUCAGCACCCCCUCGCCCGAGCCCUCCGCCAUUAUGUAUGAUCGCGCUCCCCGCGUGCUCAAAUUGGCCGAGGGCGGCAGCACUGAGGCCCGUGUGGGUCCUGGCUCCUACCAGGUACCUUUCCCGAAGCAGCGGGCGACAGGUGGUUUUGCUCCGUUUCUUUCUUCGGCAACCAGAGAAAGUGCUUUUACUGUUGCCUCUACCACAGAGACAGUGGCUCCAGGUCCAGGACACUAUAAUGUUUCAGAAGCACAGUACAAUAUAAAAGGAGGCCAUAGUCUACAAAACCGGGAGAAACGCUUUAAGAAGUUUAUUUCAGAUAAUCCAGGACCAGCGAGCUAUGAUCAAGAUUAUCCUAAAAGACUGGGUAUCAUGAACAGAAAAGUACUAGAAGCAAGAGAGCACUUUCAAUCAAAAAUUUCAAGAGCACUUACAGUUACCAGACAUUUUGAUGUUCCUUCAAUACCUUCUUAUGGACAGUCAUAUGGCUAUCAUAUUAAUGAGGAUGGCAGUAUCAUAAAGUGUUUUCCACCGGAUAAUGACAGCACACUAGGUCCAGCAUAUUAUAAACCUCAAUUUGGUGUUUCCAAUGCAACUUUGAAAUACAAAGGUAUACAUUUUGGCAACUCUUCAGGAAGACGAGAAUUAACUAAAAAGUCAGGUCCUGGUCCUGGACAGUAUGAUAUAAUCCAGGAAAAGACAUUACGUUGUGAAAAUAUUAACAUCAAGAAAGAUCAGCAACAAAAUUUUUGCUCAUUUAUCCCACGAUUUUAUGAAGUAAUAAUAUUGCAAGAGGAAAAAAAGGGAGUACCAGGGCCUGGAAGAUAUGACAUUAAAAGUCAAUUUCAGAAGACUGAGAGUGUGACAAAUGUAAAUGAUGCAUCCCCUGCUUUUCUCUCUCAAUCUCAGAGAUUUGUACCUGUAAAAUCCAUCACUCCAGCUCCCGGCACGUAUAAUGAACCUCGAACUGCUCUCAAGUCCUUGAAGAAAACAUCAGGAUUGAAAAAUUCCCCAUUUGGUCAAAGUACUGCUCGAUUCACAGAGGACUCUAAAACAGUGGAAAUGCCAGGUCCUGGGUUUUACAAUGUCUCAAACAAUACUAUAAUUGCCAGUGUUGGAAAGACUUGGUUGAAGAAACCAAAGAAAAGUGCAUUUGGUUCUUCUGCUCCUCGGAGUUCAUUCCAGGUUCAGAAGGAAGCUUGUGCUACUACUGGUCCCGGACCUGCCGACUAUCAGGUCCGUGGAAUUUCUGAUGAAUUACCUAACUUGACUAACCGAUAUGCUGCUUUCUUGUCAAGAACAGAAAGAGCUAGUAAAGUACCAGAUGUGGUGAUUCCAGCACCAGGCAGCUAUGAUGUUCAAAAAUCAUAUGAGAUGUCCCAAGUUAAACAUAAGUACAUGCCACCUCGUAGUUCAGUGGCUAAAAGAAAACAUGCCUCUUUUCUUAGUGCAGCUCCUCGAUACCUGGAAAAAGUGACUGACGAUGGGCCAGGACCUGCUGCGUACAAUCCUGUUUUAAGGAAAUCUUGCCCUAUACCUGUAUUUGUUAGAACAUCAAAGCGGUUUGAAGAUUCCAGAGAGAUUACUCCUGGUCCAGCAGCAUAUGAGCUCAGUCCAUUUUUAAGACAUUCUGUUCUGAAGGGGACAUUUAAUGUCACUCUACAAAAUCCUUUCCUGAUUGACAGAGAAAACACUCCUACUAUAGAGCAAAAAGCCAAACAAAACCACCCAGGAAUCAAAAUAGAAUCUUCUAAAUGAUGUAUUCCAAAGGUAAUAUCUAUUACUAUCAAGGGAAGCUGGCAGUUUUCUCACAAAGAAGUAACUUCCAUUUUGAUGAUGUCCUCCAUCAGCUGCUCAAAGGAACAUAAUAGCUCUUCCAACCUCUAGAGAGGAAAAUAGGUCUAUUCUUUUGAGACAUUUAAUUAUCUUUCUUCACCUCAAAUUUUUCUAUUACAAAAGCACUAUGUGUGUACAUAUAUGUGUGUGUGUGCAUACACACACACACACACACACACACACACAUACGUUCAUUUCAUUCUUUCUAAGCUUAUGCUAUUGACGUUUCUGUAUAAAAUACAAUGCUGAAUAAAGAGAUCUAAUGA